AUUCAGGUGUAAAAUUCUGAUUUGGAGCACAAUAACAAAAUAAAGUAAAAAUAUUAAAAAAAAACGAUAAAAUUUUAAGCACCAGGUUUAAUUAAAUAAUUUUGAAACAUAAAAUAAAUAUAGGUAAUUCUUUAAAAAUGAUUAAAUCUUUAUUGUACUCGUGGGCAACAAUUGUCGUUGUAUCUGGAGAUAAACUGUUCAAAAAUUAUGCAAAACAUGGUGAAUGCGGAAGAUCACCACCGAGUAUAUCAUUAAGAAUUGUGGGUGGCGAACAAGCCAAAAAAACAGAAUUUCCAUGGAUGGUAUCGCUGACCAAGAGAGGGGGACAUUUUUGUGGAGGAGCGAUAAUCUCUGAAAAACUAGUAGUGACCGCUGCGCAUUGUCUUUGCACUGGUUUAGGCGACGAUGACUUCUUUCCAGCAAAAAGUAUCAAAAUUACUUUAGGUCAACACGAUCUUACAGACAAAAACAGUAACGCUUACAAUGUCCAAGUAAAAACUAUAAUUGUUCACCACGGUUAUGUAUGUAAAGUAGCAAAAGAUGACAUCGCUUUACUGGAACUAGAAAAGGAAGUAAAAUGGUCCAAUCACGUUGCACCUGCUUGUGUUGCUGCAGUGAAAAAUCAGAACGAAUUUGAUCACUCUCAUGCUACUGUAGCUGGAUGGGGUUGGAAUGCUGAAGAUCUUGCCAUAGGACGACGUUCUGAUAGCUUACAAAAGGCUAAACUACGGAUGAUAAAUUUAGAUGAAUGCAGGCAAUGGUACAGAGAACAGAAUAAACAUUUGGACAUUUUAGAUAGUCACUUAUGUGCUGGUUAUAAAAAUGGUGGAAUUGAUGCGUGUUGGGCCGACAGUGGUGGACCGUUGAUGAAGAAAAUACAUAAUACUGACCAAAUAAUGGUUAUUGGUGUUGUGUCUACCGGAAGAGGCUGUGGUAGACCUAAUUUACCAGGAAUUUAUACAAGACUGUCCGAUUACAUUCCUUGGAUGGACCACAUCAUCGAUGGGAUGAAAAGGAUGCACAGAAAUUCCAAAAAAUUAUGAUAAACAAAGAAAUAGUUGUUUAUUUAAGAUUAAUAUAUUUG
Messenger RNA from Psylliodes chrysocephalus, 1084 nucleotides. The record is from the annotation of a GenBank genome assembly. Lineage: Eukaryota; Metazoa; Arthropoda; Insecta; Coleoptera; Chrysomelidae.